AUGAUAUUUAGUGACCGCAAGGUUUUCAGAGAAGUUGUUCAUGAAUAUUGCUUGUUGAGUGGGAAAGAUGUCACUUUCACCAGGAAUGAAAAGUAUAAGCUGAAGGCAGUUUGUAAAGCAGUGAGCUGUCCAUGGCAGAUUUAUGUGGCAUGGAAAAACCCUACAGAUCGAAGCUUAGUGGUGAAAUACUAUAAUCCCAAUCAUAAUUGUGUCACAGUAUUUGAAAACACACAAGCCUCAAGUAAAUGGUUGACAAAGAAGUUCCUGCCUAGGAUUCAGUCAAAUCCCACGAUGCCUCCACAGUCUAUAGUGAACGCAUCCUCUUCUGAGUUUAAAGUAGGUAUAUCUAGGAUGAAAGCUUAUAGGGCAAAGGCAGAGGCGCUUCGAAUGAUUGAAGGAUCAGUUGCUGAGCAAUAUGCCAUGCUCUGGGAUUAUUGCCAUGAGUUGGAAGACAAAAACCCUGGCUCCACAACAAAGAUGCAGUGUGAGUUUGUUGAUCGUGAAACUAUUUUCAAGCGUUUGUACAUUUGUUUAGAACCAUUAAAGAAAGGGUUUAAGAUGAACUGUAGGCCUUUUAUUGGGUUAGAUGUCUGCCAUUUAAAAAGGGUCUAUGGUGGACAGUUGCUUACAGCAGUUGGGAUCGAUCCCAAUAAUGAGGCUUGGGUGCUAGUAUAUGCUGUGGUUGAGAUGGAAACAAGGGAGUCAUGGAUAUGGUUCAUUGAUCUGCUGGCCAAGGAUGUGGACAUUGUUAAUUCUUAUGGAUGGGCCUUUAUAUCUGACAAGCAAAAAGGACUGCCUAGUGCAUUUGAAGACAUUGUGCCUAAUGCUGAGACAAGAUUCUAG
This is a messenger RNA of Prunus armeniaca (apricot), 843 nucleotides long. The record is from the annotation of a GenBank genome assembly. NCBI's taxonomy places the organism in Eukaryota, Viridiplantae, Streptophyta, Magnoliopsida, Rosales, Rosaceae.